Xiphophorus maculatus (southern platyfish) is the source of this 853-nucleotide messenger RNA. Its product is annotated as cell adhesion molecule 2-like. NCBI's taxonomy places the organism in Eukaryota, Metazoa, Chordata, Actinopteri, Cyprinodontiformes, Poeciliidae. Bases 109 to 441 code for a protein of 110 amino acids. The transcript has 4 exons. The record is from RefSeq and is a predicted model, not a curated record.
GAGCAACACCACACCCAGCUGAGAGUCUGACUGUCCAAAACAUUUUUUUCUCCUUCUCUGUUUCUUCUUAUUGGAUCAUAAACUGCUGCAGCCUGAUCAAUAGUCAAGAUGAACUCUUACUCGACUCCCUCUCCUCUGACUCAACCAUCAACUGACGAAUAUUCAACCGUUUCAGAUCUUGUGACCAAGAUCGGAAAAAAAGAUAUCUACAGCAGCACAGAGGAUUUAGCAGCUUUAAUCGGAGGUAUCAUCACUGUGGUGCUGCUGGUCUUCCUCUGCACCAUCGCCGUCUUGCUGUGGUGUCUGUCCAGACAAAAAGGCUCGUAUGUCACCAACGAGACGGAGGAUGAUGACGAGGAAGACAACGAAGAUGAUGAGUCUGUCGGCUCUGACGUGGCGCUUCAGUCCAAAGAACCUCUGAAGACGGACAAAGAGGACUGAAGAGGGACAAACGUAACUUCAACUUAAGGACUGCUGAGAUUCAAUUUUUAAAAUAAAACCAGAAAGAUAAAAACAUAUUUUAGCAUUUAAAAAAAAAUAAACAUCUUAUUUUGUAAGCCAGUAAUUGUGCAUCAAUCCCUAUGAAACACCGAUGAGACGUAACUGAUUGUAUGUAAUUUCCUUCAGCUGUUCAGUUGCAAUUUGUUGAUUUAUUCAACAAAUUUUAUUAUUUCUUAUGUGUUCAAACUCAAUAAGUUCACUUAGAGUAAGUCUUGGAUUUGAAUGCUUUAGUUUGAGACACAUUUGGCUGGAAAGCAACAUGAAGGAUUUUUUUAUUUUAUUUUACAGGAACAGCAGAGAUUAUAAAUUGUGUGUAGAUGCCAGUGAGAACUCAGUAAACCUGGAAAAUGGU